AUGGCCCCUGUGCAGUGCAAGAUUGCAGGAGGAAUGGCUACACCUGCCUUUGAAAUGCCAGAAUCUUCAAGUAUGAAGGAGUUGAAGAUAAUGAUAAAAGCAAUUACUGGUAUUUGUGUGGAUAGGCAAACUCUGAGGUUUAACCGUGGUGGUGUAGAGUUAGAAAAUGUUCGCUCAGUUGGAUCUUAUGGCUUCAGAGAAGAAGCAUUGAUUCAUCUUGAUGUUACCCCCUUGCCUGGAGAUCCUGAGUUUGAUAUUUUUCUUAGGCUCUCAGAUCGUGCUCUGACUACGAUGAAGGUGAAAGAGACAUAUACAGUGGGAUAUUUGCGUCAAAAGAUUAAACAUCUUUUGAACAUUCCAAUAGAUAAAAUUGCUUUGAUUCGUCUUGACGACUCCCCAAUGAAGGAAUAUUAUUUGAACAAAGAAUUACGCUUAUCUGAUUACUAUAUCUGUAAUAAUAAUGAUGAUGAUGAUCUCCCAUCGACUUCUUUACUUGGUUUUGAAGUCAUGGUGGUUUGGCAAAGACAUUUACAAUCCUUAAUUCGUCAAGUUCGGAGAAGGGCUGAGCACAAUUACAUUGCUUCUUCUGCUAAUUUUUCUGCUAUCACCACCACUACAGCUACUCGCUCGGAUUCUUCUGUUCUAACUGGCGAGUUACCUUGUUUACAGAGGUUGUGGAAAUUGCCUUCUGCUAAUGUUUCGACGAGGCCCUUUUAUCGGCUCUUGCAACAGUCGGGCAUUUCCAGUUCAAGGAAAUUACUGGCAGAUUCCUCAGAGGAACAACCCGUUUCAUCUCUGUUGACUCCUGUGCUAGCAAUAGGUAGUGGAAAAACUGAAGAACAAAACGCAGUCUCUAAACCUGAAAAAGUUCAAGCAGUAUUAAAGGGCAUAAAAAUGAGUCCUAAGAAGCUCAACUUGGUUGCUGCAUUAGUUCGUGGCAUGCGUGUUGAAGAUGCACUAUUGCAAUUGCAAGUGACAGUAAAGCGAGCCGCAAAAACUGUCUACCAGGUUAUUCAUUCAGCUCGAGCAAAUGCAACUCAUAAUCAUGGGUUGGAUCCAGAUCGUCUCCUUGUUGCUGAGUCAUUUGUUGGAAAGGGAUUUUUUAAAAAAAGAGUUGCCUAUCAUGCAAAAGGAAGAAGUGGAGUUAGAGAGAAGCCGGAGUGUCGACUGACAGUAGUAGUAAGGGAGACAACCCCUGAGGAGGAGGCUAAGAUUGCCAAGCUAAGAGUCCACAAUUUCCGCAAGCUCACUAAGAAGGAAAGGCAGCUUGUACCACAUAAGCUUAUUGAGACCACGUCAAUAUGGAACCGCAAAGGGAAAGCAGCUGAUCGUCAACCAAGUGGCAUGGCUGCUUGA
Dovyalis caffra is the source of this 1356-nucleotide messenger RNA. Lineage: Eukaryota; Viridiplantae; Streptophyta; Magnoliopsida; Malpighiales; Salicaceae. The record is from the annotation of a GenBank genome assembly.